UGUGAUCACCAGUAGGCCUGUGUGUGCUCAAUAGUAGGCCUGUGUGUGCUCACCAGUAGGCCUGUGUGUGCUCAAUAGUAGGCCUGUGUGUGCUCACCAGUAGGCCUGUGUGUGCUCACCAGUAGGCCUGUGUGUGCUCACCAGUAGGCCUGUGUGUGCUCACCAGAGGCCUGUGUGUGCUAGGCUAACACAUGACGUGCGUGUGAUCUUCCACUGACAAGAGCUCCUCGUGUUGGGCUCUGAACCUCCAGCCGCUGAGAGCCAAUCCCCUCCAGCCCCCGCCCCAGAGGAACAUGCUGAGAGCCAAUCCCCUCCAGCCCCCGCCCCAGAGGAACACGCUGAGAGCCAAUCCCCUCCAGCCCCCGCCCCAGAGUAACACGCUGAGAGCCAAUCCCCUCCAGCCCCCGCCCCAGAGGAACACGCUGAGAGCCAAUCCCCUCCAGCCCCCGCCCCAGAGGAACACGCUGAGAGCCAAUCCCCUCCAGCCCCCGCCCCAGAGGAACACGCUGAGAGCCAAUCCCCUCCAGCCCCCGCCCCAGAGGAACACGCUGAGAGCCAAUCCCCUCCAGCCCCCGCCCCAGAGGAACACGCUGAGAGCCAAUCCCCUCCAGCCCCCGCCCCAGAGGAACACGCUGAGAGCCAAUCCCCUCCAGCCCCCGCCCCAGAGGAACACGCUGAGAGCCAAUCCCCUCCAGCCCCCGCCCCAGAGGAACACGCUGAGAGCCAAUCCCCUCCAGCCCCCGCCCCAGAGGAACACGCUGAGAGCCAAUCCCCUCCAGCCCCCGCCCCAGAGGAACACGCUGAGAGACAAUCCCCCCUCCCCGCCGAGGAGGAGACCCUCCCUGCCCCCGCCCCAGAGGAACACCCCCCCAGUGAAACCACAGAACAAGCCUCAGACGCCCCUCCUGAUGGGGAAGCUGCUCCUGUAGAAACUGCUGCAGUUUCCCCUGAAGGUGAGAGUGACGCACUGAUGGAAAAGAGAACAUGUUCUGUUUAGCAGGAUAAGUUUUGUCUGCAGCACCACCCUCUGGCAGCACAUCCCUGCAGCUGAAGAUUAUUGAGACCCGACAAGAGAUCAAGACAUAUUCUCUUUUGCUGUCGAUGUAUUUUUUUUUUGAUAAAGAAAAAUAUUAUUUG
Messenger RNA from Osmerus eperlanus (European smelt), 1137 nucleotides. Its product is annotated as histone-lysine N-methyltransferase 2D-like. The record is from RefSeq and is a predicted model, not a curated record. Lineage: Eukaryota; Metazoa; Chordata; Actinopteri; Osmeriformes; Osmeridae. The coding region runs from base 294 to 929 and encodes 211 amino acids. The transcript has 2 exons.